UUUUUGGGUUUGAAAAACUUGCAGAGGUGGAGGUAACCGUAAGGAUGUCUUUAUAUAACCAGAGAAUGUCUAAUAAGGGGAGAACUUAUUAGUACAUUGGUACAAUGGGGCUAAUAGGGAGUGAGAUAGGGAGUGAACAGGCUCUCCAUAGACAGGCUCUGAUAUAGCCUACAGUUGUUGCUACAACGAGGGAAUUUGACUGAAGGUGGGCGGAUCUUUGCGGUGACGUUUUCGGUACGUGAGGCAGUAUCACCUUUGGACUGUUUCCUCCCUGUGGAUUAGCACCGGUUACACCUGUCGAGUUACUUUUAACCUGUGAAAAAAUACCUAAAGUGACAAAGACAAAGUUGUAGAAAAAGUUGUGGAUUGUUUCGGUGAUGUGACCGGCGUAAAAACAGAGAAAUCAACCCAUAAUGACUUUUAGCAGCUGAACCUUUGCUAACAGUCAGACUAUGGACAGUGAAACAGGUAUUGACUGAAAAAAAGAGAAAAUUUAAUUUAACAACUAAAACAAUGUCAACAAUGUCUGGCCUAGGGGGUUUAAUCAUAGAUGCAGAGCUACAAAUAGCAGAAAGUAAAAAGCCAGAAGAGAGCAACAGCAUAGAGGAAAGACAGAGGGUUACAGAUGAGGAAGAAGAAGAAGAAGAAGAAGAAGAAGAAGAAGAAGAAGAAGAAGAAGAAGAAGAAGAAGAAGAAGAAGAUGAUGAUGACUCAAAGGAGGAAGAGGAAGUGACAAACUCAGCUCAUCUGGAGCCGAGCACUCUGCCAUGGCCUGGUGACAAAGACAAGAGGCCUCAGAUGGACAAUGACCAUGGAGUCUGGUCAGAAAAGGGAGUCUGGGAGCCUGAAGAGAGGGACACGGGGAUCAUUGGAGGGAGCCAGGACCUGUCGGAGGAGCAGAGCCAGGCCAAGAGCAACACAAAGAGCAAAUGGAGGGAGAGCAUGCCUGAGGGCGAGAGGUGGAGGGACGAUGAGAUGGAGGUGCAGCGGGACGAUAAAGGUGAUGGCUCACUAGCAGACGAUGAAGAGGAGGAGGAGGAGGAGGAGGAGGAGAAAAAAGAAGGAAAGUCGAAUUGGAUCCCAGAGAAAGCUUUUCUGGGUUUCUCUCCACAAGUCACAAUCGUGCGUCCGUCCAGCAAAGAGCUUCCUGAGAAGAGCCAGCUGUUCAUAGAGGAGCCGCAGACGGAGCCCGACUCAGCAGCUCAGGUUUAUCAAGAGUGGACUAAACAGGACGACAAGUACUACCUGUGCGAGCAUCUGUGCAGUGAAAAACUGAAGCUGGCUCUGGCGACGGCGGCCGCAGGGCUUCUCUUCCCUCUCCUGGUGUGGGGAGGUUAUGCCCUCCUUCCCUUUGACACACCGCUGCUGCAGAGCACCCCCCUCAGGGUGGUGUACUCUCUACGCUGCUCCUUCUUCGCCACCAUCCCCAUCCUGCUCGGUGUGUUGGUGCAGGGCGUGGCACGGCUGCGCUACAGCGCCCUGAAGCCCCUCUAUCAGAGUAAACUGGUGAACAGAGAGGUGGCGGUGCACUGGCACUACGUCAACGAAUCGCUCGUCCUCUUCCUCUUCUACUUCCUGCAGCUCGCUGUCAUGGCAACCUACAUCAGCCAGGACCUGGUCAAACUAGUGCCGCUGCUCACCAUCAUAUUUGUAAUCGGCAGGCUGAUCUACUGGCUCUGCCUCUCUCUGGGCAGCAGCAUCAGGGGCCUCGGCUUUGGCUUCUCCUUCUUUCCCAUACUGGUCAUGCUGGGCACCAACCUGUACUACGUCUGCUCGUCAGUCGGAGAAGGGGCGGUUUUCGACGUGGAACCUCCCACGACAGCUCCUCCUCCCAGGCUGCGCUGGUGGGGUUAAAGGCAGGCGUACAAAAAGGUGAUGAGGAGUUAAGAGACAAACAACUGUACCACCUUUUUAAUACAACACAACUUGGCUUGUUCUUUUGGUGUCCUAUAAAGUUGUAAUCCUUCAUAUUUAAGUCCUGGUUGAUUUGGCAACAGCUGUAGUUACAUAGGUAACAGCAAGUGUGGUUUAUUACAACAACAAACUCUCCUUGAGCAGCUGUUUUUAUUAUUAAAUUAAUGAUGAUCCGAUCAAAAAUACUCCCAAAAUUGACCGUUUUUGAUGAGCAAUGACAAACGUAUUGCAUUUCCUGUGGCUGAGCCACCACGUGAUUCUCCUGUUGAAUACUUUCAAUUUGAAGCAGCAGUUGGAAAUGUUCGGUUUGCAUCAGCAGUAACAACAGUGAGGCUGUUAUCAAUGAGAUGAAACUGCAUGCAUUGUUUCCUGUUAAUUCAUGGUGUUGUAUGAAGGCAGUCAGGAUUUACAGGACUCCACCACUACCAAUACAAACAUAUGUAGUAUAAAUAAUGAUGUUAUUAAAAUCUCAAGGAAUAUGACUGUUUUUAUAUUGUUCACAAGGAAAUAAAGGAUAUGAAGCAGAAUGUGGGUUAAUUUGUUGCUUGAAUGUCUGUAUAGAAAAAUGAAGAAAUCCAGGGUUAUGAGACAAAGUUUAAAAAGUUUACAUACAACAAAAAAGCUAUUAUGUGCAUGCAAAUUAAAAAGAUGUGGUCUGAAGAAGUG
This is a messenger RNA of Perca flavescens (yellow perch), 2580 nucleotides long. It is a transcript of the gene tmem79a, whose product is annotated as transmembrane protein 79a. Gene Ontology annotation, biological process: regulated exocytosis. Gene Ontology annotation, cellular component: lysosomal membrane; trans-Golgi network membrane. The record is from RefSeq and is a predicted model, not a curated record. NCBI's taxonomy places the organism in Eukaryota, Metazoa, Chordata, Actinopteri, Perciformes, Percidae. The transcript has 5 exons. Bases 514 to 1854 code for a protein of 446 amino acids.